AAGAGUUUCGAUCCUUCCAGCAGAAUGCCGAGCCAGCUCGAGGGUGCGAUGGACGCACUGAUAGCAGUUUUCUACAACUACUCUGGGAAUGACGGAGACAAAUACAAGCUCAACAAGGGCGAGUUGAAGCAGCUGUUGAACAGCGAGCUCACUGACUUCCUCACGUCUCAGAAGGAUCCGAUGCUGGUGGAGAAGAUCAUGAACGACCUGGACUCUAACAAAGACAACGAGGUGGAUUUCAAUGAGUUUGUUGUGUUGGUGGCCGCCCUGACCGUCGCCUGCAACGACUUCUUCCAGGAGCAGAAAAAGAAGAGCAAGUAGACGUCUGCACGAAAACCAUCUGGAAACCAAACUGUAAAUUUUUCCAAAUGUCACCACAGUGAAUGUCGCAUCAGUUGAACAAGUUGUUUUAGCAUCUCCCACAGUACAGGAUAAUGAAUGUAACAUAUAUGAACGUAGACACUCACCAAAGUUCAGCCUGGAGCUGUUAAACAAUGACGUUGUGAUCUCGCACCAAGCUUGUUUAACCCAAGUUAUAGUCAUUUUUGUAGUAAAGUGCUGUUAGAAACAAGAAAACACAAAGACACCCUUUCCUAAAUCUUCCAUGGCGUUGUCAUUGUAACUUUUUUCCCACCUUGUUUUAUCCCAGACUUUCACAGUUUCACAGUAAAAACUCCUCUCGUCUAGUUUUCCCUGUGAAAAACAGCAUAGAACGAUCACGACUGCCGAUAAUUUAGUUGCAUUCACCUUUAAAAAGACACCUGCGUCGUCUAAAACUGUCUCCGAAUCAUCCGUCAUCAUUUUUCUUACAGUUUUCUGCCCCAGCUGACGCCCCAGCCGAGACCCUCCGUCUCGUUCGAUUAUAAAUGUCAAAUGUUAAAUAUCUAAUAUUUUCCUUUUGAGUCAUUGUCAGAGCCUGAAGGUGCAAUUACUCAGAGACAUUUCUGUGCCUUGUCAGUCUCUGUUGCCCAAGAAGAAACAUUUUUUCCCCUCAUGCUGAUCCAAAGUUAGACUCGUCAGGAUUGAUACUGAAUACUGAACUCAGUGAUGAAGAUUAUGAAUGUUCACGGUCUGUAACAGUUAAUGCUUUCCUGCCAUGUUUAGAAACA
Messenger RNA from Seriola aureovittata, 1109 nucleotides. RefSeq names its product S100 calcium binding protein Z (gene s100z). Gene Ontology annotation, molecular function: calcium ion binding. Bases 25 to 321 code for a protein of 98 amino acids. The record is from RefSeq and is a predicted model, not a curated record. The transcript has 2 exons. NCBI's taxonomy places the organism in Eukaryota, Metazoa, Chordata, Actinopteri, Carangiformes, Carangidae. Gene Ontology annotation, cellular component: cytoplasm.